Molecule: messenger RNA, 3777 nt
Organism: Linnemannia hyalina
Lineage: Eukaryota; Fungi; Mortierellomycota; Mortierellomycetes; Mortierellales; Mortierellaceae
Source: the annotation of a GenBank genome assembly
AUGUCGCUUUUGGAUCAGCAGAAGGACGAGCCUGAAGUCGAGGAGAUGCGCGCCGCCAUUCUCAACCUUCUCGCCAUUGUCUUCCCUAGUGUCCCCGUCAGCGUUCUUCGUUCUCAAUACACCCCCACUUUGAGCGUCUUCACAACUAUUCUCGCUCUCCAGCCAGCACCCUCAGCACCCUCGAUGCGCUCCCUGGUUACCUGCUUGGAGCACCUUUUGAUCGCACAGGACUCUGCCACAUGGAACCAGACCACAACCUUGAAGGCACUCCAGACUCUUCUUAUUCUUUCACUCGACUCUCGCCCCAAGCCCAGGAAGCGUGCUCAGGAGGCCGUCAGGAACAUUGUCACUCACCCACCUCUGAUGAUGAUUGUCCACCCAGGAAUGAAGGUUGUUGUCCAGACCACAUUGCAGAUCCUCAAAGAGUCUGGUAACGGAGUAGUCGGUGCUGCCGGAGCCAAGGAUAAGGAAAACGCCACCCAGAUGAUCUUGCAUACCCUUCAACUCGUCAAGAUGGUCGGAAAGGCCUGGCCCGUCGAGCAAUUCCUCCCUCUCUGCGACAUUCUCCUUCACCUUCCCAAACUCAACAACCCAUAUCUCACAUCUUCGGCUUUCCAAGUCUUUGAGUCGUUGCUUUCACCAAAGGAGUCGGCAGAUGCCCCCAAGGUUGUCCUUCAGGAGGAGGCAGCAGAGAACAUGGACCAGAUUGUUUCCAGACUCGCCAAGGUCACCCAGGUUAUGAGUGCAGUCUUGGAACUCAAGCCCAACGCCAACGACGCCACAUUGAUGCCCCUCUGGUUGGAUGUUGUUCGUGCCGGUUUCGUCGAGUCUGCUAGACUUCAGGAUAUUUUGAAGGCUGCUGGCCAGGGUGCUCAGAUCCCCCAGGAGGCUAUCGUCCCUCUCGUUCAGCUCUUCAAGGUCAUCUUUCCCAACUUGGACUCGUCCAACCCUGUUUCUGUUCACAACUCGACCGUCGACUGCCUCAAGCAGUUGAUCACCCACUGCAUCACCGACGAGAUGAUCGACCUUGCCGUUCAGGAGUUGAAGCGCAACCGUGGACAGCAGCCCGACAGCAAGAAGAAGCGAAACGUAAUUGAAACCAUCUCGGCCACCAUCAAGGGAGGAUUCGACAUUCGUUACCAGAGCUCUUGGUUGGGCGUUUUGGAAAUUCUGAAGACUCUUUUCGAGCGCCUCAACCACGCCGCCAACCCCUUGUUGGUCUCAUUCCUCCCCAUCAUCGAUGAGCUCCGUUUCACUCCCGCCUUCACCCAGAAGGCCCAUUUGGACGUCGUUCUGUCCACCGCCAUCAGCACUGUUGGACCUCGCAUCUUCUUGGACACUCUUCCCCUAAACAUCGACAACCCCGAGGAGCGCAAGCGUGGUCGUGCCUGGCUCUUGCCCUUGCUCAAGAGCUCUAUCACCAACACCGAGUUCGAGUACUUUGCCACUACUUUGAUCCCCUUGGCCGACCGUCUCAACCAAAAGGCUCAGGAGUGCCGCGAGAAUGGAAUGAUGAAGAAGGUCUACGAGACUUUGAUCGGUCAGGUCUGGAGCCUUGUUAGCGGUUUCUGCGAUUUGCCCGUCGAUAUGGAGUUGGCAUUCACCAAGGAGGUCGCUGAGCGCGUCAGUAACGUCCUCUACUCCGUUCCUGAUCUCCGCCCUGUCCUCUGUCAGGCCUUGACCAGCUUGGUCACUCGCAACCAGGCCAUCGUUGCCAGCACAGAGAGCGACGAGGUUUUGGAGCGCAAGUUCUUGGUCACCAAGGAGGAGGCUGCCCGUAACAUUGAGAUCCUUCAGCAAUACUCCCGCCCUUACCUCAUGGUGUUCUUUAACAUCUUCCAGGCCACUUUGCCUCAGUUCCGCGGAUACCUUCUGGAGGUCAUGCGUAUGUACCUCAGCAUUUCGACCCCCAAGGACUUGCAGGAGACCUUCUCGGCUGUUUUGGUCCAGCUCAACACUGCCUUGACCACCGUCCAGCCCCCCGUCCAGCAGGGCGAUGCUCCCCCCGCCUCGCACAACUUGAUGGAUCUUGCCGAUAUCAUGGUCCCCUACGUUGAUGGACAGAGCAUGGCCAACUUGUACUCGAUCGUCGUCUCCCUUUUCGCCAACGAUGCCGAUGCCGCUCUCCAGAAGAAGGCCUACAAGAUUGUCAACUCGAUGGCCGAGACUGAGACUGGUCGUAUUGUGUUGAAGGCCAACUUGGAGGAGCUCAUGCGCAACAUCUUGGAUACCACCGCUGCUGCCACCGCCACGGCCAAGCGUGCUCGUCUGUCGUUGAUCGGUCAGGUGAUCACGCUCUUGGAGCCCACCGACUUGUACUUUGUCCCCUCGAUUUUGUCCGAGGUUGUUGUCGCCACCAAGGAGGUCAACGAGAAGACCCGUGAUGUCGCCUAUGCCCUUUUGGUCGCCAUGGGUCACAAGAUGAAGGCCGGCGGUGUAAUUUCGACCGAGCGCGUUGGUGAUAUGGAGGGCGAGGCUGUCGAGACCCCUGCCACGAUCAGCGAGUACUUCACCAUGGUGACGGCCGGUUUGGCUGGUACUACCCCUCACAUGGUCUCUGCCGCCAUCACAUCGUUGUCGAGACUCUUGUUUGAGUUCCACAAGGAUUUGGAGCCCUCAAUGGUCUCGGAGAUGAUUGGCACCAUGCACUUGUUCGUCAACUCUUCGAACCGCGAGAUUGUCAAGUCUGCUCUUGGUUUCAUCAAGGUCACUACCGUCAGUCUGGAUGUCGAUGUUGUCCGCGGCCACUUGAAGGAUAUUGUCAGCGGUAUGAUUCGCUGGUCGCACGAGCACAAGGGUCACUUCAAGGUCAAGGUCCGUCACAUUCUCGAGCGUCUUGUUCGUCGGUUUGGAUACGAUGAUGUCGUUGUCUUUGUUCCCGAGGCCGACAAGAAGCUGUUGAUCAACAUCAAGAAACGCCGUGAGCGUGCCAAGCGUAACAAGAAGAACGGCUCUUCUGGCAUGGAUAUGGAUGGUGAAGAUGACGAAGAGGGUGAGGAGGAUACCUCCAAGAAGUCGAACAAGCCCCUCUACAUGCAGACCAACUUUGGAAGCGCAUACGAGGAUGCUCUUUACGGCAGUGAGAGUGAUCUCAGUGACGAUGACGAGGAUGAUGAGGGAGCCAACGAGGGCAAGGGCACUCAGAAGAAGUCCAACAAGAAGAAGCAGGGUGCUGAUGCCUGGAUCAAGGAGGAUGGCGAUACCCCAUUGGAUUUCCUCGACCGGACCGUUGUCUCGCGUGUCACAGCCUCGCACCCCAGCACACAGACGCCUCGCAAGCUCAAGGACUUGUCGUCGGGCUUCAAGACCUCGUCCGAUGGCAAGCUUGUCAUUAACGAUAGCGACGACGAGAACGAGGGCGGCGAUGAUGAUGAGGAGGUGGAUGAGGAGACUAUGGAGCUGGAUCAAGCCGAGAACAACUACCUCGAGUCAUUGAAGUCUGUAGACGGAUUCACACGUGGCCAGGGCGGCAGGAUCAAGUUCAACAAGACCAACAAGCGCGGUGUUGGCAAGGACGACGAUACCGAGAUGGAGCAGGCCGGUGGUCCAGGACCUAUCCGGUCAAAGGGACUCAAGGACCAGCGCCCUGUCAAGUUGAUGGGUCAGGACUUCAAGGCCAAGAAGGCAGGAGGAGAUGUUAAGAAGAAGGGCCGUGUCGACCCCUAUGCAUAUGUCCCAUUGACGUCGCUGCGCAAGGGAGGCAAGGAGGGUCUUUCCUUGACCAACAAGAGCAAGGCCGAGAAGCGCAAGUCUGGCAAGCCCGGCCGUCGUUCUUAG